This is a messenger RNA of Ustilaginoidea virens, 423 nucleotides long. RefSeq lists its product as uncharacterized. The transcript is spliced from 3 exons. The coding region runs from base 1 to 423 and encodes 140 amino acids. Gene Ontology annotation, molecular function: transmembrane transporter activity. Lineage: Eukaryota; Fungi; Ascomycota; Sordariomycetes; Hypocreales; Clavicipitaceae. Gene Ontology annotation, biological process: transmembrane transport. The record is from RefSeq and is a predicted model, not a curated record.
AUGCCCUUGUACAUCUUGCACGUGCCGGCCGUGGCUCUGUGCGGCGGCCUCGUCAUGUUUGGAGUGACGAGUGAUCGAGGUUUGCACUGGAUCUGGCCCAGCGUUGGAGGUGGUCUAUUAGGAUUCGGGUUGGGGAGCAUUACGGAUGCCUGUCUGACAUGGGUUAUGGACAGUUAUGUGGAUAUCACCGGAGAAGCAUUCACGGGCAUUGUCCUCAUCAGGAACACGUUCAGCAUUGGCAUCACCUUUGCCGUCACCCCGUGGAUGCAGACGAGUGGCCUGACCAGCAUGUUCAUCACAUGCAGUCUCCUGAGUCUUGCCGUGAGCCUCACCAUGUUGCCCAUGGUUUACUACGGCAAGAGGUUCCGGCGCGCGACGGCGCGCAGAUAUCGCGCCAUUGCUGCGUCGCCAAAGUCUAUCUAG